Betta splendens (Siamese fighting fish) is the source of this 5787-nucleotide messenger RNA. RefSeq names its product ATP/GTP binding carboxypeptidase 1 (gene agtpbp1). Gene Ontology annotation, molecular function: metallocarboxypeptidase activity; zinc ion binding. Gene Ontology annotation, biological process: proteolysis; C-terminal protein deglutamylation; protein side chain deglutamylation. The transcript has 27 exons. NCBI's taxonomy places the organism in Eukaryota, Metazoa, Chordata, Actinopteri, Anabantiformes, Osphronemidae. The coding region runs from base 163 to 3921 and encodes 1252 amino acids. The record is from RefSeq and is a predicted model, not a curated record.
CCCCUGACAGUUGGGGCUGGUCUCAUCACAACAUCAUCAGGGCGUUUCAGGCAACGCUCAGACGCACACAGUAGCAGCCCCCCUCGUCUUGGAACUGGGCCAUCCUGAAUGGGACAGCACUUUCUUUCCACCCAGAUGACAUGAAAUACUGAUUUUGAAAAAAUGAACAAACCUAAAAUGGCCACAGAGAAAGGUGUUCCCAGUAACUCUAGGGUCCUAAUGCUCCUGGCCCAACUGGAGAGGAUGAACGGAGAGAUGGUGAGGGAUGCAGAAACUGCACGGCAGGUCACUGCAAAGAUACUUCAUCUCAUUCAGACACAAGAGAAGAGUGGAAAAGAGGUGAUGUCCAAAGGCUCUAGUGGCAUGGAGGUCAUCUUGGCUUCGCUGGAGAACUUCCGGGAUAUUCAGACAACCCUAAACAUUUUGUACAUUCUCAGUGAGCUGCUGACUGUGGGCAGAGGUCGCAGGGUGGGAGUAUUUGUGUCUAAAGGAGGAACAGGAAUAUUAUUCCAGCUCCUAAACACUGCCAGUAAGGAGAUGCCUCCCAGUGAAGAACUCAUGCUGCAGCUUCACUCCCUUCUGGCCAAGGUUGGCCCAAAAGACAGAAAAUUUGGAGUGAAGUCUCGUUUGAGUGGCUCUUUAAGUGUCACAGUGAAUUUAAUCAAACAGAACCUACAGAACACCAAACUGCUUCUGCCCUGCCUGCAGGUUCUCAGGGUUUACUCCACUAAUUCGGUGAAUGCCAUUUCAUUGGGGAAGAAUGGCGUGGUCGAGCUCAUGUUCAAGAUCAUUGCACCGUACAGCAAGAAAAACACCAGCCUGCACAAGGUAGCUCUGGACGCACUGGGAGCUCUGCUUAAAUCGAAAACGAACGCUCGCCGGGCUGUGGAUGGUAGACAUGUGCCCGUCUUGCUUGCUCUCUACCUGGAUUGGCAUCGCAACGAUACGCGGCAUCGGCACAUGCUGAUUCGCAAAGGACUUCUGAUCUGCCUCAGAAACAUCACCAACAUCAAACUUGGCAGAAAAGCCUUCGUAGAGGCAGAUGGCAUGAGGAUCCUCUACAACACAUCAACUGAGUGUCUUCCAGUGCGAACCCUGGACCCUCUGAUUAACACUUCAAGUCUCAUCAUGAGGAAGUGUUUUCCUAAGAAUCGUCUCCCUCUGCCGACCAUCAAGUCAGCUUUCCAGUACCAGCUGCCACACGUCCCUGCUUCAGGGCCUGUGGCACAGCUGUACAGCCAGCCUCCAGGGGGAAACACAAGUCAUCAGCUCAGCAGCAAUCCCUUAAAGAUGGUGGAUGAUGUGGUGGAUGAAAGUGAUGAUAACGACGAGACCGAGGCAGAUACAGAGAACGAUACUGAGAAUGAGGAAGAUGAGAAGUAUCGAUCUCUGAAUGAUGACAUAGAGACAGACCUAAACAAGCUCCAUCCCAGGAAAAGCCCUGGUCGUCCAUUUGAAGAGCUGAAGGUCUAUGAGAGGUUCUUUGUGGAGCUAUCUGAAGACUUUCAGGGGUUUAACUUUGAAUGCUCAAAGAGUGCCUCGACAGCAUCUUCGCUAUCUUUCUCCUCAUCAUUUUCGUCAACCCGACCCUCUCGGCCAGUCAUAGUACCCACAGCUCAAGCCCUGUCACCAAGGCACACCCCUAUAGGUCUUCAGGGAGACUGCAAGCUCACCAAAGGACAGCAUGCUCGGCUGUCUCCAGCAUGUCCUGAUUCUACUCCUGCCCCUCAAACACCUCUUGAACUGGACGCAAUCUGUCUUACUAAGAACCAAGGUAAAAAUCAAGGAGACGUCUCUUCUGUGGAUGGACAUAGGACCUCGUCCUUCCUCAACCGGCCUCCGUCUCAAGGGCAAAGGCUAGAACAGGAACUGGCACACGUGUUGGAGUGUAUUGCUCUAGAGGAUGACGGGGCUCUGCAUUCAGAAGGGGGAGUUAAACAAGAAGAAUCUUCCGUUCAGGCACCAAGACACAUACAGUCACCUUUGCUCUUGGGAGAAAUUGCGGCACGUCGUGUGGGCGGAGGAGGCAGUAAUUGGGGUUCGGACUGUGGCUCAGAGGGUGCUGAGGACGACGUGGGGGAGGGAGGCAUUUUGGAGGUACCAGACACAGCCCGCUUACUCCCACUGCAUGAUCCUGACCUUUACGUGGAGAUGGUGAAGGGAACACACUCUGUACCACAGUAUGCUGAAGUAGCCUACCCAGAUUACUUUGGCCAUGUAGCCCCAACAUUAAAAGAACCCCUUCUGGAGAGAGUUUAUGGUGUACAAAGAUCUAAGAUAUUCCAGGACAUUGAGAGGUUGAUUCAUCCUAAUGAUAUCUUGGAUAAAGUAGUGUAUGACCUGGACCUUCCUAGUUGUCCUGUGAUUGAGGAUGAUGGUGAAUCAUUGAAGUUCAACUCUCAGUUUGAGUCUGGGAAUGUCAGAAAAGCAGUUCAAAUUAGGAAAUAUGAGUAUGACCUUGUGCUGAACUCAGACAUCAACAGUAAUCAUUACCACCAGUGGUUCUACUUCGAGGUGAGCGGCAUGCGUGUUGGAACCAGCUACCGAUUCAACAUCAUCAACUGUGAGAAAUCAAACAGCCAGUUCAACUAUGGCAUGCAGGUGCUCAUGUACUCGGUGCAGGAGGCAAUCAGUGGAAGGCCCUGCUGGCUUCGCACAGGAACAGACAUCUGUUACUACAAGAAUCACUUUGCCAGGAGUUCCAUUGCAGCUGGUGGUCAGAAGGGGAAGUCGUAUUACACACUGACCUUCAGCACCAGUUUCACUCAUAAGGAUGAUGUGUGCUACUUUGCCUAUCACUACCCUUAUACUUACUCCACUCUUAAGAUGCACCUGUCCAAGCUGGAGGCUUUGAGGACCCCUCAGAUCUACCUGAGACAGGACGUCCUGUGUGAAACCCUGGGGGGAAACACCUGCCCUCUUCUCACUAUCACUGCCAUGCCAGAGUCCAAUUCCAAUGAUCACAUCUGUCAGUUUAGAAAUCGUCCACUGGUCUUCCUGUCGGCCAGAGUGCACCCUGGAGAGACCAAUGCCAGCUGGGUAAUGAAGGGCACAUUAGAGUUCCUGAUGGGCACGAGCUCACUGGCAGCCAGCCUAAGAGAGGCCUACAUCUUUAAGAUUGUUCCUAUGCUCAACCCUGAUGGCGUUGUAAAUGGAAAUCAUCGUUGCUCUCUAAGUGGAGAGGAUUUGAAUCGCCAGUGGCAGAACCCCAAUCCUGAGCUCCAUCCCACCAUCUACCACACUAAGGGCCUGCUGCAGUACCUUGCACAAAGUCAAAGAGCACCACUGGUAUUCUGCGACUACCAUGGACAUUCCAGAAAGAAAAAUGUGUUCAUGUACGGCUGCAGCAUGAAGGAGACAGUCUGGCAGUCUAAUAUAAGUGCUACUUCCAGCGAUCUACAGGAGGACCUCGGAUACAGGGCUCUCCCUAAGAUCCUUUCUCAGAUCGCCCCAGCCUUCAGCAUGGCGAGCUGCAGUUUUGUGGUGGAGCGUUCCAAAGAGUCAACGGCCCGCGUUGUUGUGUGGAGAGAGAUAGGGGUGCAACGCAGCUACACCAUGGAGAGCACCCUCUGUGGGUGUGACCAGGGAAAAUAUAAGGGACUUCAGAUUGGCACUAGAGAGCUGGAGGAGAUGGGAGCUCAGUUCUGUGUGGCCAUGCUGAGGCUGAAGAGGUUGACUGGGCUCCGCAACCACCAACACCUUCUGGAUUUGGAGAGCGAUCUUAUUGGGACACAGUCUAAAGUGGUCAGCAGCUGCACCACCACCUAUGUGAUGGAGGAGGACGAGCCGUCCUUUCUGGAGGCGAUAGACUACAGUGCAGAGAGCAACGACGAUGACGCAGAGCCUGAAAACGAGCACAGCAGUGAAGUCCACGAGCAUCUCGAUCAGCUGUCCGACUCGGAGACAAAUCACAGGCUCUGACUCUAAGGAGUUCACUUCCUCUUUGAGACAGUGUGUGACUUGGAUUCUUAGCUGAUCUCCAAUUAUGUAAGGAUAAACACUUUGGCUGGUGAAUAGCUUAGUUUUACACCUGAGCCCGUUAUAUCGAGCGUUCCUGAUGUUUUCCCAGAUGUGUCGGCCCACUGGAGGCCACUGUGUUGCUUCUGAAGGUGCAUACUCCACCUGCCUUUCACUUUAGUCAGUAAGGAGCAGACUGAACGUCAAUGAAUGUUUGCACUUUUCACUAUCACUCUAACCACUCUGUAACCCCUGACCUCAGACACCAUAUAGCCUCUGAGAUUCACACUUAACUAACCAGAGCAGCAACGGAAGACACAGCUGAUCCUUUACUUGAACCCAAGUUCACUUGCUUGCUUCACGGCGCAUCCUACAGUGAGGCCAUGGUGUUGUAAGGAAGCCAGUGAUGGUUCCUCAUGGUGAUUUAGGGAAACUGGAUCUGCCACACAGACCAGCUUAGACAUCCAACCUGCCUUCUUAUUUCCUGUCCUUCUUUUCUUCAGUUUCACCCUGUACGUCACCUUUUUACUGCUUGUCUUGGAUUUUCCUUUUUCUUCUGACAGGGCAGGUUAUUGCUGUUUAACUGUGGCGUGAGGAUAACCAAACAGCUCUGUGUCUUGCUUCAGCCGCCGGUGGCUGUUCCACCCCACGUGUUUCAUGUAGACAAGCUUUCUCAAACUAGACUCAACUAGACCUUCAUCAUGUACCCGUCUCCGUUUAGUCACACUGCACAAGGGCCAGUCACCAGUGCUGUUUGCCUUGUUAUAUCCAAAUGUGAAAUUAUUUAUAUAGUAUCAGUCAGUGUAGAAUGUUCACGUCCUCAAGACAAACCUUGUGUAAUACAAGAACUACAGUGUAAACACGCAUCGCAGUCUGACAGGGCGGGUUUAAGUCUCAAGGUGACUCAAAGCAGUGAUGGAUUGUUUGUGUUUUUAACAACAGACAGUAUUCGUAAUAUUAGGCAAAGCUGUAAAGAACAGACAUUUGAGCUGCAGACAGCAGCUUCUUUGCACUUUGUGUGAACACUAGACACACGCACAAGUGAAUGCGAGUGAAAUAUCACCUUACAACAUUUCAAUUUGCAAACCUCAGCUUGAGUCACCUCAUUAGAUUUUAGGCUCUCGGAGCCCAGCCCUAAGCUGUGAUGUUUUAAACAUCACAGCGUCCGGGAGGUUUGUGCUCUUUGUAUCCCGUUCUCCAGUCUGUGUGCAUUUUGUGGAUUUGCUUGGGAGAGACUCAUGCAUAAAACAGAUGGUGCUUCAAAUCAAGCAGUUUUUGUCUUAUUCUGUUAGAGAUGACGUAUGUUUGUGUUGUAUUUAUACAGCUCGGUCGUGGCUAUUUUCUGUUGUUUUUAUGACAUAAUUUAUUAAUAAUUCUGGGAUGUAACCUGUAUGUAUAUGAGGCAGUGUGUGUGAAUGUGUGUCUGUGUGUGUCCCUUUGCGCACACAGAAGUUUAAGUUAUUCCAUUAUUCAGCUCGGCUAAUGCUCUUAUAGUGUUUCUCCUUUCAAUUUGAUUAUCCCCUCUUACUGUCCCCAUCGUUUUCUCUCUCUUCUUCCCUCUUAACUCUCUUCAUUCCAUUUUUGUUUGUCGUUCCUUCUUACAAACCCAGCGAGAAACAAAGUGUGCGUGUGUGUGUGUACAGUAAAGGAUUUGUGUUGUAUGUCACCUAUUGUUGUUGCCAUUUGAGCAUUGUGCAGUCACUGUAUGUCGUUGUUCUUUUCUGUUGGGCUGGGCUGCUUUUAUUUUGAGUUUUCAUUUUGUGUUGAUUGUCAUGCUGAAAAUUGAAGCUAAGAAUGAAGACAAGUGAAAUAAAACUGCGAUGGGGUGAA